Molecule: messenger RNA, 2366 nt
Organism: Schistosoma bovis
Lineage: Eukaryota; Metazoa; Platyhelminthes; Trematoda; Strigeidida; Schistosomatidae
Source: the annotation of a GenBank genome assembly
AUGAAGCUGCUGUUUCUCCCAUCAUUCAGGUCAAGUCACCACAUGGUUACUCUGCUUAUAAAUGUGAUUUGGACUCUCCUGAACCUCGUGGACAGCUUAACGGGUCUAACAUCUCUAACACAUUAUUCAGCAGUGGAUUCCUGUGAAAUUUAUUGUCAGCCUUUACAUUGUAGUGCUUGUGGGGAGACGCUAGUAUUACAUACAGAUAUCAAUAGUGCAAAUAUGAUAUCGCCAGGACCACAGUUUCCGGAAUUGCUACUCCGUCCACCUGUUUCCAUUCUCUCGAGCUCCAUGUCUUCCUCAUAUUGGCAGGCUGAAGACCCAGGAGAUACAAUCUUUACGGAUGCUCAUCUAGAUGCUCUGGUUGAGGUGAAUCGCCGUUACAUAUCAGAAUCUGAUGGAGAUUGUAAUCUAAAGCAUUCUAGUGUAUCUCUUCCCAGAAAUUCAUAUAGAUCGUAUCUCCAAACCGAUUCGAGAGACAAUGCUCUUAGUCAUUGUGAAAUCCAAUCUGGUAUCAAGGUUCCAAAUUUAGUUGAACCAUCAUUAAAACCUUACAACUCACCUACACUACCGUCAAAUAGUUCUUACAGUAAUGCUCAACCAAAUAGAACUGAUGAGUCGGAAGAAAUACAUGGUGAAAACAUAGCGAACAGUGAAUCUCCAACCGAGCAGCACAAUGAUUUCUCUAGGUUUCCUGAUCAUUCUACCUUUUCCACUUUUCAAGGUAGCAGUAGUGAGAUUAUGCCAACCGUGGAUCGUGAGCGUUUGCGUCACGAAUGUGAAGAGUUGGAAGCUGUAGUCGCAGCUUUACAGAAGCAGUUGGAGGCUCAAGCUGAUGAACUCAGUCCUGAAUCAACUGCUGCGAUCCUUAAAUCAGCCUGUACAGAACCUUUAGAUGAUGCUCCUGUUGGUGUAACAUCAUUUACAGAAUGUGUUCCACAGCAGACUCACAAUGAAAUACGAAUGUUUCCUGGUAGUGAUGUAAAGCAUGCCAUAGUAAGCGUCGAAAAGCUUCAAACUCAUGAACCAAUGGCCAUUCAGUCGUCCCCAAGAUUGUCUCAGGUUUUAGAAACUUGUGCUUCCGAAACGGUUGAUAUUAUUCCAUCCUCUCAAACAGAAGAGGAACCAGAAAAUUAUCAUAUCGAUGUAAUGGAUCCACCUAUUAUUUCUCAGCCUACGGUAGCAAGUUCUAAGCCUGGGCAGUCAAACCAAAAUGAAUGGAGAAAUGUAACCAGUCCUCUGAAUAAUUCUAUUUGUGACUUCAUUCCUGGUUCAUUAUCCGCAUCUACACAGAAUAUUCGUGAUCCCAUUUCAUCAACUCAAAAUCCAAUGAGUAAUAUUACCCAGUGCCCAGAAACAAACUGGAGUUCAUGUAACACACUCGUAGAUGAAAACUGGCCCCCAAAGUUUUCUGAUAAAUGUCAGCGAAAUAUUGCUGUUACGGGUUCCAAUUUAUCGCCUUCUGAUACUGCUUUACUGCGUAAAUUUUGUUUACAAUUCAGUGUUUCGGAACACAGUCGUUUCAUUCCUCAAAAGACAACUCAUGUAGUAAUUAAAGAAGAAGCAGGUCGUCCUCGUGUAGUUAAACGAACUCUAAAAUACUUUAUGGGUAUUCUUAAUCGAGCAUGGAUUGUAAAUACUGAUUGGGUUCGUGAAUGCGUGACAUCCAAAAGACUUCUGGAUGAGUCGCCAUAUGAGAUUGAAGGAGAUACAGUUUGUGGCGAUUGUCAUGAGGGUCCUAGACGUGGUAGACUUGGUGUACCAGCCAUUCCUCAAUCUCUUGACAAGUUACCUUUCCGAAAUUCCUCUAGCCGACUGAAUGAAGCUGAAUCCAGUGAUCGCCGUCCAUUUUCUGAACUAUGGCUCUGUGCAUAUCGUAAUUUGGGAGCUCUACAAGUGGCUGAUUUUUGUCAGUUGGCAUUAGAUGGAGGUGCUACACGAGUUUUCGAAAAACCUUCGGAAUUAAUGGAUGCAACCAAUAAAUUGACUGAAUCGCUGGGAAUUACAGGGACAGAUGUUCGGAAACCGCGUGCUGUAAUUCUUACAGACAAAGAUUCUUCUGAAUUCAAUCUUCAAGAGUGUCAGGAGCUCUAUCGAGUAUACGGUGUGCCUGUUAUAAGUAUUGAAUGGAUGCUGAACUGUAUUUCAUUAUAUCGUCGUUUACCAAUUAAUCAAGCUUAUCGUAUAUGUCCAACUCCUCAACCUGUUUCUGUAUCUAUUUCCAAAUCUUAAUUACUGUGUGUGUGUAUGUGUGUACACAUAAAAUAAUUUACCAUCUUUAUAUUAUUAUCAUUUUCUUCUAAUUUUGUUUCUACCUUCCAAUAUAUUUAUCAUAGUCAGUCAUCUUUUGUGUAAUAUUUAAUCUG